UGUCAAGGUCGACCACGUGACACCAUUAACUCCUUCCAUUUGUUGGGUGGACGGUGUUGAUUCCGCGUGUUUAUCUUCCUUAUUCCUCGUCUUCCUUUUCCUAAUCAUGUCUGUCGAUAAUUUAAGUUUAGUUCUUCAUAAAAAAGGUGACUUAAGACUGGAAAACACCAAAAUAAAAAACCCUGGUAAAAAUGAGGUUCAAAUUGCCAUACAUUCUGUUGGAAUCUGUGGUUCUGAUGUUCACUAUUGGCAAAAUGGUAAAAUUGGAGACUUCAUAGUCAAUUCCCCCAUGAUUCUGGGCCAUGAGAGCAGUGGAACUGUAGUUAAAGUUGGAGAAGGAGUGACACAUUUGAAAUUAGGCGAUAGGGUGGCUAUCGAACCUGGAGUUCCCUGUCGUCAUUGUGAAUUCUGCAAGACCGGACGGUAUAAUUUGUGCCGCGAUGUCGUGUUCUGUGCGACACCGCCCAUCGAUGGCACCCUCACUCGGUACUACGUUCACGCUGCGGAUUUCUGUUUCGAACUGCCUGAUCAUGUGAGCUUAGAAGAAGGAGCACUUUUAGAACCUCUCUCUGUGGCUGUUCAAGCAUGCAGGAGGGCUAAUGUUAGCAUUGGGAAAAGAGUACUUAUUUUUGGAGCAGGUCCCAUUGGACUUCUAAAUCUUCUGACUGCAAAAGCAAUGGGUGCUUCUGAGACUUGCAUUGUUGAUGUUGUUGAUAGUAGAUUAAAAUUUGCAAAGGAGUUAGGCGCUACCUAUACAGUAUUAUCUGAUACAAAAGACGGAAUUACUUUAGCAGAAAAAGUAAAAACUACAAUGAAUGCAGAACCGGAUAUAUCGAUAGACUGUUGUGGAGUGGAACUAGCAAUAUCGACCUCUAUCUAUGCUACAAAAUCUGGCGGUAUUAUUCUGUUAGUUGGGAUGGGACCUGAUAAAGUAACUGUUCCUCUUGUAAAUGCAGCAAUUAGAGAGAUCGAUAUUAGAGGAAUAUUCCGUUACGCUAAUUGUUAUCCCACUGCACUCCAGUUAGUCGCAACUGGAGCUGUCAACUUGAAACCGUUAGUAACCCACCGAUUUAAAUUGGAAGAGAGUUUGAAAGCCUUUGAAACUGCAAGAAAUUCUGCUAGUGGGGCCAUUAAAGUUGUUAUACAGUGUCAAAAAGAAUAAAACUUAUACAUAUAACAGUAUUUUUUUAAGGAUAUAUUGUGAAAAAAAAUAUAAAUUUUUAACAAAUUGGGGAAAGAAAGAAUUUUAUUAUUAUAUAAAAGUUGGA
Molecule: messenger RNA, 1268 nt
Organism: Centruroides sculpturatus (bark scorpion)
Lineage: Eukaryota; Metazoa; Arthropoda; Arachnida; Scorpiones; Buthidae
Product: sorbitol dehydrogenase-like
Exons: 9
Coding region: 107-1162 (351 amino acids)
Biological process (GO): D-sorbitol catabolic process
Molecular function (GO): L-iditol 2-dehydrogenase (NAD+) activity; zinc ion binding
Source: RefSeq, a predicted model, not a curated record